AUGGCGGCUUCAUCUCAUCUCUUUGCACUCCCUUCGCCUCUACACACAGUUUCAACUCAACCAAACCGGAAUCGAGUUCGUGUUUUAGCGAAAUCAUGUCGGGGCAAUCAGAGCUUCUUCGAUUCCAACGAUUCAGAUUCUUCGUCGGAGACUACCAACAAAACCCAGGAGGAUCAGAAAUCCAUGUCACGGAGACAGUGGAUGACAUGUGUGUGCUUAUCUCCAGUUUUAAUUAACAAUGCUUAUACCUUUGUCUCUGUACAAAACGCAGCGGCGUUAGACAAGAAAGCAGGAGCUUCAUGCCGUAACUGUCAGGGCAUUGGUGCUGUUCUUUGUGAUAUGUGUGGCGGUACAGGAAAAUGGAAAGCUCUCAAUCGAAAACGUGCCAAAGAUGUAUAUGAGUUUACAGAAUGUCCAAACUGUUACGGUCGAGGUAAGCUUGUUUGUCCGGUCUGUUUAGGUACAGGUUUACCAAACAACAAAGGUCUUCUUAGAAGGCCCGGUGCUCGUGAGCUACUCGACAAGAUGUACAAUGGUCGGCUUCUUCCCAAUUCAUGA
Molecule: messenger RNA, 558 nt
Organism: Arabis nemorensis
Lineage: Eukaryota; Viridiplantae; Streptophyta; Magnoliopsida; Brassicales; Brassicaceae
Source: the annotation of a GenBank genome assembly